Messenger RNA from Drosophila hydei, 5091 nucleotides. It is a transcript of the gene cnc, whose product is annotated as segmentation protein cap'n'collar. Gene Ontology annotation, cellular component: nucleus. Gene Ontology annotation, molecular function: RNA polymerase II cis-regulatory region sequence-specific DNA binding; DNA-binding transcription factor activity, RNA polymerase II-specific. The transcript has 9 exons. Gene Ontology annotation, biological process: regulation of transcription by RNA polymerase II. Lineage: Eukaryota; Metazoa; Arthropoda; Insecta; Diptera; Drosophilidae. The record is from RefSeq and is a predicted model, not a curated record. Bases 87 to 4250 code for a protein of 1387 amino acids.
ACUGUCGCUUGUCAACAGCAGCAAGAAUUACACCCACCCACGUUCAUUUAGUCAUCUGCAUCUCGUUGUUAACCUCGACACCAAAAAUGAUCUCAAACAAAAAGGCGUAUGCCAUGAAGAUGCUGCAUCUGGCUUUGGCCUUGAGUCUGUUGCAUGUGGAUACGGAUUACACGCUGCAGCAGCGCCUGCUGCGCCGCUGGGACGCCCAACUGGAGCUGCCCCAUGGCGAUGGCUGGGAGCUGGAAAUGCUGCGCACGGUGCCGAUGAUUGAGACGCAACAGCCAUAUGGCAAUCGCAAGGGCAUGAUGCCGCUGCUAGAGGAUCUCCUUCACUAUGAUCAUGAUCAUCCGCAUCGACAGGGUGGCGGCGGCGGUGGCAGAAGCGGGGAGUAUAAGUUGCCCACGGGCAGCUUUAAUGCGAGCACCUUCGUCAUGAAUCUACACAAUACGACGGGCAACAGCAGUGUUCAGACGGCUGCACUGCAGGAUCUGCAGAGCACUCAAGGUAGUGGCGCCAGCUCUGGCAGUUCAGGCAGCGCUUCGGCGGCCGCCAACACAGCGGGUGGUGGAGCCGGUGCAGCGGCACUCGGCGAGAUCCAUAUCAACACGACGAGCAACAAUAACACUCUGGCAGCCUCACCUGAACUGGAUUUAUUCCUGUCACCUGGUCUGCUGCAGGAUCAGCGUUCGAUCUGGGAACAGAAUCUGGCCGAUCUGCACGACUAUGGCGAUCUACCCUACAGCAGUCCGUACGCCCAUCUGCCGCUCAAGGAUGGCCAGCAGCAGCCGCACAACAACAGCCAACUGGAUCUUAGUCUGGCUGCCUUCCUUCAUGGGUUUGCAGGCGGGGCCAAUGCUCAUGUUCUGGGACAGCAUCCAGGAGAUGCACCAAGCGCUCUAAACGACAGCACGCCACAUCCCAGCAUUUCCGGCAGCCUCACUGUACAGCUGCCCGAACCGGACGAAGACGAUUGGCUACUGAGUAGCCUGUUCAGCGAGGAUAACUCGGACUCUGAGUCUGCUGCAGGCGUGGCGAAUGCCUGCGAAGUGGAAGGCUUGACCAGCCAGGAGGAUCCCUUUGGCAUUGUCAACGAAGUGGAAGUCGUCGAGGAGGAAAGUGAAAUCGCUGAGGUGCUCUACAAGCAGGAUGUUGACUUGGGCUUUAGUCUUGAUCAGGAGAAGAUCAUCAAUGCAUCCUAUGCCAGCGGCAAUAGCGCUGCAAGGCAGGCGGAGGCCAAGAAGGAGAACGAUGACGAUGAUAAGCUAGCCAAUGAUAAUGAUAAUGAUAAUGAUAAUAAUGAUGAUGAUAUCGAGAAGUUGAAAGCUUUGGAAGAUCUACAACAAGAUGAGGCAUCGCUUGAUGAGAAGAAAAUGCCGCAAGAUCUGGACGAGCUAUCGAAUGAAUGGAGCGGCAUACCCUUUACAAUCGACAAUGAAACCGGUGAAUACAUUCGCUUACCUUUGGAUGAGCUGCUCAACGACGUGCUGCAACUGUCUCCCUUUACGCUUGAAGACGACGUGCUACCCAGCGAUUCGAUCGCUUCUACCUCUCAGGCCGCUGCAGCCGCAUUGAAUAGCAACUCGGCGAAGCGUAUUGUUUCCGAAACGGGUGAGGAAUUCGUCUUUGCUGAGCGGGAAUUCCACGAUAGGGAUAACGAGGCGAGUUACUCGGCCAGCGAUUUGGAUGAUCUGCAGGACUCUGUGGGUUCGCCGCUCUUCGAUUUAGAUGACGACGCCAAAAAGGAAUUAGACGAAAUGCUGCAAUCAACCGCACCGCCCUACCACCACGCCCAUCCCCACGCUCAUCCCCAUGCCCAUGCCCAUAGCCACACCCACCAUCAUCAUGCCGCCGCUGCCGCCCACCAUCAUCACGCCCACGCCCACCAUGCGGCUGCCGCUGCAGCCCAUCAGCGUGCGGUACAGGCAAGCGCCAACUAUGCGACCAUGGGCUCCGCACCGGGCAGCGCCUUUCAGCGUCAGCCGCCCAGCUCCGCUGGCUACCAUCACGGCCAUCAUCAGGGCCGCAUGCCGCGCCUGAAUCGCAGCGUUUCGAUGGAGCGUUUGCAGGAUUUGGCCACCUACUUUAGCCCCAUACCGAGCAUGGGCGUGGUUGGCGGCGUCUCCGAUAUGCCGCCCUAUCCACCACACUAUACCAGCUACUCGUACCAGAGUACCGGCGUGCCACCCAGCGCCCAGCACGCGGCACAGUACGGUCAGUCGGCGGCUGCCACCUUGCCACCGCCGCCGCCACCAUCGUCCGGGCCGCAUCAUGGUCACAGCCAUGGCCACCAUGCGGCCAUGCUGCAUGCCAAUUCGACAUUGGGCGACCUCUGCUCAGCUGCCGGCGGCCAGCCGCAUUAUGGUCACAAUCUGGGCUCGGCAGUCUCGUCCAGCAUGCAUUUGACCAACGCCAGCAAUGACGCGGAUGGCGCUGCUGCUGCUGCCGCCGCUGCGGCCGCUGCUGCCGCUGCCAGCAGCAACUACAAAAUGGAACACGAGAUGAUGUAUUAUGCGAACACUUCUUCGGACGUGAAUCACUCAGAUGGUUUAAUCAAUUCCUUUUUCAACGACGAGGAUCUUCACCUGAUGGAUAUGACGGAAAGUUUCUGUCGCAUGGUGGACAAUAGCACGAGCAACACCUCAUCGGUGCUGGGCCUGCCCAGCAGUGGACAUGUAAGCAACGCGGGCAGCUCCACUCUGACCGUAGGCAGCCAUGCGAAUGCCAACAGCGUAGCUGGUGGCGCUGUCGGUGGUGUUGACUCUAUGAGCGGCGUAGCAGCUGGUGGUGCAGCUGGUGCUGUGGUUACAGCCGGUGUUGGUGGCAUGACCAGUGACCUGUUGGCCAAUGCUGGUGGCGCACAGGGUGGUACGGAUCGUUUGGACGCGUCCAGUGACAGUGCAGUUAGCUCGAUGGGCUCUGAACGUGUGCCGUCGCUCUCCGAUGGCGAGUGGGGCGAGGGCAGCGACUCGGCGCAGGACUAUCAUCAGGCCAAGUAUGGCGGGCCGUACGAUUUCAGCUACAACAACAAUACGCGCCAGCCGCCGGUGGCACAGAAGAAGCAUCAGCUGUACGGGAAGCGGGAUCUUCACAAGCAAACGCCCAGCGCAUUGACUGCCACAGCGGCCCCAGUGGCAGCCACGCCUCAGUCACAACAGCAGCAACAGCCGCAGGUGCAGGGCAUCAAAUAUGAGUACGAAGCGGGCGCAGCGGCCUUUACGGGCAGCAACGUGGGCGAGGCAGCUGCCAUGGCGCCCGUCCUGUCCAAGGACUAUCACCAGGCCUAUGGCAUGAGCGCGGCCAGCGCCUUUACAGCAGACUAUGUCAUGCCACGUGCCCCGCUGACGCCUCAAGGCGUGGUUCAGCUGAAUCACACUUACGCGCUGCAACAAGGCGGCGCCGGAGCCCUGCCCCAAGGCAGUGUCUCGCUAAGCAGACCGCAUCCCCGAGACAAGAAGCCCCCGACAGCCAACAAACAUGCCACGAAAUCGAACAGCAGCGGCUCAGCCAGCGCCUUGGAGGACGAACACUUGUCGCGGGAUGAGAAGCGAGCACGCACUCUAAACAUACCCAUUGCAGUGGGCGACAUCAUCAACCUGCCCAUGGACGAGUUCAACGAGCGUCUGUCCAAAUACGAUCUGAAUGAGAAUCAGUUGUCGUUGAUACGCGACAUUAGGCGGCGUGGCAAGAACAAGGUGGCGGCGCAGAAUUGCCGCAAGCGCAAACUGGACCAGAUACUCACGCUGGAGGAUGAGGUCAAUACGGUGGUGAAGCGCAAGGCGGAGCUGAAUCACGCUCGGGAUCAGCUCGAUGCCGAACGCAAGCGCAUCUCCAACAAGUUCUCCAUGCUGCAUCGUCAUGUAUUCCAGUAUCUGCGCGAUCCCGAUGGCAAUCCCUGCUCGACUGCUGACUACAGCUUGCAACAGGCGGCCGAUGGCUCCGUUUAUUUGCUGCCACGCGACAAGUCCGACAAUGGCACCACGGCAACAGCUGCCGCUAGCGCGGUGACAGCGAGCAGCAGCCAGCAGCAGCAGCAGGCGCCGUUGCAUGCGGUGCAUCAGGGUCAUCAUCAGGUGCAGCACGUGCCACUGCAGCAGCAGCAACAACAACAGCAGCAACAGUCACGUCUGCCGCCCCAUUUGCAGCAACAACACCAUCAGCUCUUGCCACAGCAGCAGCAACAACAGCAGCAGCAGCAGCAGCAGCAGCAACAGGCGCCGCAUCAGCAUCAACAUCAGCAUCACAAGGAAUGAAAAUAUCUGCUGCGUAUUGCCGCAACAACGAGUUGGUUGUCAAACUUUCAGCAGCAGCAACAGCAGCAGCAGCAACAAUUGCAGCGGCAACAGCAGCAGCUAAACUUGCAACAGCAGCCGCAGCAGCAGCAGCAACAAUGUUGCGAGCAAGCGUACGAUUACCGUUACGAUUUCUACAACAACAGUUACCUGUAUUACUGAGCGGUUGCCGUUCUUAUUCUUAUGUUACGCCUGCUAUGUUGCAUGCAACAUGUUGCUGGCAACAUUCGAUUGCACGCUGCUGCCACAAAACGUUACGUUUUCAUUUCUGUUACUGCAGCGGGAUUUUCAGUUUUUCAUUUGCAUUCGCAUUUCCCAAACCCCAACCCCAACCCCAACCCUAACUUAGUCAAUAUAUUUGUUAUUUAUUUUUAAAAAUUCUUCAAAUUUGCCUUUUCCACACAAUUCUGCUUUUAUAUAUGAACAUGCAUAUAUAUUGAAUACAAUCCAUAGCGCGUGGUACGAACACUUAUAUACCUUACUUGUGAUAAAUAAUUUGUGAAUUCUUAUUGUUUGGAGCAGCAACAAUUAACUGAAAACUUGUAUUGAAAAAAACAAUUUGUGAAACCCACUAACAAAGUCCUCACUCACCCACACGCACACACAGUCUCAUACACAACUAUCAAUGCGUCGUCCAAAAGAAAUAUGAUGCUAAAACCAUUUACAUUUAUAAUAUUAGUCUGUAAAACAACAACAAAAACAAAAUACAAAACAAAAGAGAUGAGCACAUGUAUAAAUAGCUGUUAGGUAAAAGUUUUGUAAAGGUUUUGAAACAAACAAAAAGAAGAAGAGAAGAGAAAAA